AUGCCUGCACAGCAAACUGGAUCAACCAACUCGGGACACACCGUGUCGCCGCAGGACAUGAUGCGCGAAAUCAUCAGCCUUCGACAGGAGGUCCAAGUGCUCAGGAACGGAGGAGGCAACGGACAAGUCAGGGACAUCGGAGAAGCAGUCAAACCAAAACAGCCAGGACCAUUCGACGGUACUCAUGGCACGCUUCGAGACUUUCUCACCCAACUCAAAGCCUACCACCGAUUCUAUCCGACCAAGCUCUCGGACCCAGUCGAAAGAUACUCCACGCAGGAAAUUGUUUAUCUGGAACGGCACUCGCCUGACGAAGUCUUUGCCAGUUUCCAAGGAUUCGAAGAAGCCAUUACGAAGGUAUUCGGAACAACCGACGAGGAACGAGAGGCCGAACAGAAACUUCGAGAACUCCGACAAAGGAUCUCAGCAUCGGAUUAUGCUGCGAAGUUCCAAGAAGUCAAGGACGAGCUCUACAAGGAAAAUCGACCUGACAACCUCUCGGACUACAUUGCUAUGGCAGUACGAAUCGACGACAGACAGUAUGCGCGACGCCAAGAAAAGAAGCAAGGAAGAGGAAACUGGAACCCUUCCUAUGGGAACAACUUCAACCGACGCGCCAACUACAAGAAGAAGCGCGAAACUCCCAUUGCCUACGCCCACACAACUAACCCAGGCAGGAUGGACCUGGACGCAACCCAAAAAAGCAAAGGAAAGUGUUUCAACUGCGGAAACUUGGACAUUACUCCAAAGAAUGCAGACAACCUCGCAAGGAGAAGAAAACCCACUGGGCCCCAGCCCCAGAAGGUAAGAAACACCUAA
This is a messenger RNA of Hirsutella rhossiliensis, 819 nucleotides long. RefSeq names its product retrotransposon gag protein. NCBI's taxonomy places the organism in Eukaryota, Fungi, Ascomycota, Sordariomycetes, Hypocreales, Ophiocordycipitaceae. The transcript has 3 exons. Bases 1 to 819 code for a protein of 272 amino acids. The record is from RefSeq and is a predicted model, not a curated record.